AUGGAGACACCCCAGUUAACUCAGCAGAACGUGUGGUUAUGUUCCCGGUGGACGGCAGUCCUCAUUCUGAACGAGCAUUCAACUGAACCGGCGUAUACGGCUCCAGUGAUUGGACUUGGUGCAAAAGCUCCUUCCCUUCCGGAUGUUGCCCAAUUAAUGAAGGAGAGUAUUUCGGCCGGUGAGAAAAUCGGACAUCAGUGCAUGCAAAGAGCGAACAAACCAGGUCCUGCGCUGGUAAACUUCAUAACUGAGCACAAAGCCGAUAUGGUGGUUAUGGGUAAUCGAGGUAUUGGAGCUCUUCGGCGAACAUUUUUGGGAAGUGUGAGUGAUUAUGUUUUGCACCACGCUCACGUACCAGUGGCAAUUAUUCCACCCCAUAAAAGUGAAAACAAGUAGCCUGUGAAUCUCAGGUUACUUCAAACCAUG
Messenger RNA from Dicrocoelium dendriticum, 426 nucleotides. The record is from the annotation of a GenBank genome assembly. NCBI's taxonomy places the organism in Eukaryota, Metazoa, Platyhelminthes, Trematoda, Plagiorchiida, Dicrocoeliidae.